AUGGUCCAAACCACCCUAGACCCUCGAGUCCAGCUCGUCGCCCGCGGGCCCCACGACCACUAUGAAAUCGCGACGACCAAGUCGUCCUUCGAUGGCGAGUACUCGGCCAACAGCGUCAUCGUCACGCUCGCGGUCGCGCUGGCCCUGUACAACUCGCUCGAGAUGGUGCUGCUCAUCACGUCGACGUUCAAGCAGUUCCGUGGCCUGUAUUUCUGGAGUUUGGUGCUGUGUAAUUUCGGCGUCGUCUUCUUCGCCCUGGGCAUGAUGCUCGGGUACUUUGAGCUGUGCGUGUUGUGGCUGAGUAAAGUCAUCAUCGACAUUGGCUGGGUGUUCAUGAUCCUGUUCCAGUCACUGGUGCUGUACAGCCGGCUGAACCUCAUCUACGACGAGCGCAAGAUUCUCCAGGGCGUCAAAUGGAUGAUCGUCACCACCAGCAUCUGCUUCCUCAUCCCCGUCGUGGUCCUCGACUUCGGCUCCACCUACUCGGGCCGCGCCUCCUUCGCCGAAGGCUACUACUACAUCGAGCAAAUCCAAAUGGUGGGCAUCACGCUGCAAGAACUCAGCAUCUCGGGCCUCUACGUCUACAAGACCGUGCAGCUGCUGCGCAUCAUCGAGCGCGAGCACACGCGCAGCAUGGUCUGGCAGCUCUUCGCCAUCAACGUCAUCAUCAUCAGCAUGGACAUCGGCAUCGUCGUCCUCCAAUUCAUGCACUACCAGCUCUAUCAGGAGAGCAUCAAGGUCUUUGUCUACAGCGUCAAACUCAAGCUCGAACUCAACAUCCUCUCCAAACUCGUCGAUCUCGUCCACGGCGACUCGUCCCGUCGCGCCAUGACCCUCGACGUCAUCGACUCCAACGCCAUCCAGGGCCAGGCCCGCGCCGACGUCCACCGCGAGAUGAACGAGCCCGAACAAGGUCGCAUGGCCAGCUGGUUCCGUGGCAGCACCGGCGGUGGGGGCGACGGGAGCAGCCCGAAUGGCAAUCAUCGGGAUGAGAAACACGCCUUCUCCUCGCUUGAUCACGAAGUCGACGUCAGGAAUGCGCAGAGAUUAAGUGGCGUGUCGCCAACCAAGUCGAUAGGCGGUGACACGGACGAGAUCAGCCAGGUCAUGUCGAACCAGUCGGAGAUGACGGCGCGGACCAAGGGCAGGGAGUCGGAUCUUCCGUAUGCGGAUUUCAUGCGGUCUAUAUGA
Molecule: messenger RNA, 1191 nt
Organism: Cyphellophora europaea CBS 101466
Lineage: Eukaryota; Fungi; Ascomycota; Eurotiomycetes; Chaetothyriales; Cyphellophoraceae
Exons: 1
Coding region: 1-1191 (396 amino acids)
Source: RefSeq, a predicted model, not a curated record